UAACUUGCCGCUCGUCCACGCAUAGCCACGAAUUGUGAUUAAGCCGUGCCAAAUGCUAUUAUUAUAGGUACCUAAUUGAUGUUUGAGAUUAAUUACUGAGUACGUCUUAACCUAAUUAAUACUCUUGUUAUUUCGCCGUAUUAAUUGUUUGUUUUUUUUUUCUUCAUAUUAUUGUCAGCUGAUUUCCACCUACCUGCGAGUAUUCUGUGUGUUUCGCUUCAGUACUUAUUUUGUUGAAAAUGAGCGGUCUGAUGAAUUGAUAUUGUAGAAACUGCAAAUAUUUGUUUGUGUUUGGCCACCUUAAGCAUGGACGAGGAGGAGAGUCCGUGGUCACCGAACAUGGAGCUGUUAUCUGUAUUGGAAAAUAUUUUUACAAGUAAAAUACCCAAUGUAGCGUUUUUAAAACGUAUUUUGCGUGCUGCUAAGCCAAAUUUGUUGAAUGUAUUUAAGAAUCCACCGAAAAAUGUGAAAAGUCGAGAAGAAAUAAUAAAAUUAUUGGUAAACGGAAAUCCAAUUCAGAAAUUUGAGAUGUUGACAUUAACUAAAGAUAUGGCCGAAGAAGUGCUUAUUCUCUCAAAUAUGUAUGAUUUAGAUGAACUCAAGUCUUUAGAACUUUUAAAUACUGCUCAGAACCAAAAUCCAAAAUAUCCAAAUCUUUGCCGAGGUUUAGUAGCAGUAUUAUUGUAUUAUAAUGCACAUCACAGACUAGUGUCUUCUUUGAGACUUCUCAUUGAAGGAAGCAUAGGUCGUACUUGGAUUCCACGUAUAGAUCCAGCAUAUGCACAAUAUCUUGGCAAAUUUGUUGAUAAACUAAUGAAUGAUGGAUUAUUUAUUAACAUAUUAGUUGUAUUGGAGAACAAAGAUUUAAGUAAAGAAAUUGAAUUACUUAGAAAAAAUAAAGCGAUUGGUGGUCCAAAACAUCACCAAAGUGUUGUGAGCUUAUUUACUGAUAUUUGUACAAUGUUAGCAGAAUGUGUAUUUUAUUAUUCUAUUCAAUUUGGAUUAUCAAAAGAACAAUUAAUUAUGUAAGUUGAACAAUUUUGAUUUUUAAUUUUUAAUUAAAUCAGAAGUUAAAAGGAUGUGAUAC
This is a messenger RNA of Acyrthosiphon pisum (pea aphid), 1087 nucleotides long. Its product is annotated as nuclear pore complex protein Nup205-like. NCBI's taxonomy places the organism in Eukaryota, Metazoa, Arthropoda, Insecta, Hemiptera, Aphididae. Gene Ontology annotation, molecular function: structural constituent of nuclear pore. Gene Ontology annotation, cellular component: nuclear pore; nuclear pore inner ring. The transcript has 5 exons. Gene Ontology annotation, biological process: nuclear pore organization. The record is from RefSeq and is a predicted model, not a curated record. The coding region runs from base 307 to 1029 and encodes 240 amino acids.